AUCGUAAAUUGGUCCAAAACAAGUAAGUUGUUACUACUCGGGGUAGUGUACCGAUUGUUGUCCUUACAUAAUCUCGCAUUGUGGCAUUUCCCACCACUUUUUCAGUUACAUAGUUAAUAUUCGUGCAUGCAGUAAACAAUAGUUAAGUCAGUAUAAUACUGGCUGAGCACAGAGCGCUUUGAUAUGGUUUAACGUGUGUUUUAAGGCGACUUAAAAUGUUGAUGUUGACUGUUUUGCUGGUGAUUUUACCGUUUUUACAUCAAGGUACUUCGAUUAAUUUGACGUACAUAUUAAAGAAACAAAAUGACAAACUCGAACCCAGUUGUUUAGCCCAGGAUAGUGAAAGAUACAGAGGUGUGGGCUGGGUGUACCCUAUUCCUGAAAAUGAAUCACAAAUCCCACAUAUAACGACUAAAUUCAUUCCGGAAAUUACAAACGAUUAUAACUGCGAUUUUUCAAAAAACAACGACUGCAAUUUAAAUUGGUCUAUGCGGGAUUGGGAACUGGACGAAGAUUCUUUGAAAACGUAUAAUUUUCUAGGAGAUGAGAGAUGGGAAGAUUUGCCAACAAUAUUUACAUCGAAAGGGUCAAAGGACUUUAACGUCCAAGUGCCAAAUGCAUUCAGGCUCGGUUUUUCCGUACGAUCCGGCAACCCUGUGGAUUUGCAGAUUUGCUCGGGAUGGAAUCCGAAAAAUUAUCCGUGUUUUUACGUGAAAAUCGACAUAAUGAGCGCGCACUUGGAAAAACACAACGGACAAGUUACCGCUACAGAUUCGAAGCCUUUGGACUCUUAUACGGCGUUCACAAAAAUAAUCUCAGACGAUGAAUGGAGAAAUUUCAUAAUAAGCUAUAAUGAAAACGGCGAACUAAACUUAUUUGACGUAAACAAAAACCGGACAAUUUUAAAACACAAGGAAAGCAACUUAAAACCCCUAUAUUUUAUACCAAACAGCGAAAAACCAGCUCUUUGGAAAAUACAUCAAAAUCACUUUUUGUACACAAAAUUGGCAAACACAUAUCGCCUCGGAAAACCAAUAAGAAUACCUUCAAAGGAUAUGUGUAUUUCCUUACAUAUUUCAACAUGUGAUGGUUGUGAAAUGAUUUUUUUUACAUUAGGUUCUGAUGUAUCCAAACAAAUAUUGAAUCAAGUUCAACCUACAGGAGAGUUUCAAUGGAGGGAGGUAAAACUAAAGCAGCAAAAUGUGGACAAUACCAAAACGAUUUUUGUGGAAACUGUAUUAAGGAAAGGUGCAAACUCAAGUUUAGGAUUUUGGGCAAUUGAUAAUGUUAGAUUCUGCCAUGAAAACGAGGUUAAAGUUUCUUACUUGGACAACGUUGAUAAACUCAAACUAAAGAAUAAUACAGACUUUAUAUCUUGUCAAAUUAUUUCACAGCCAGAAUGGAGACCUAAGAAAUUAACCUACGAUAAUGUUAAAGAUUUUCCAAAUAUAGUACCAUCUCAAACAAAAAAUUCUAUAAGUCUAAAAUGGAACGACGAAGAUCCAAAUCAUCAAACCAGUUACUUUAUUUCUUAUCAGGGAAACGACAUCUGUUCACAGGCGCCACACAAUUUUAAAAGAAUAAAAUCAAAUGGGUUUUUAUCCUCUAAUUACAACCAAAUAACGAUUGAAAAUCUCGAACCCUAUACCAAAUAUAACAUCGUUAUUUCGUCGGUCUUACAUGAGAUGGACAAAAAACUUGAAGUCACCACUCUAGAAGAAGAUUUCGUAACGUUUUUCGAAUUUCCCAGAGUUAAGUUGCAAGCCAACGAUACUUACGUUGCUUUGUCCUGGGAACCGGUGGAUUGUAAAAACGUUUACGGGCACGUUAUGUAUUCUUUGACGGUAAGCAACAAAACCCGAAAUUUCCUCAAAGAACUGAAAUUGCAAACGGAAUAUGCUUAUCAAAUAAACGGACUCGAACCGUUUACGCAGUACCAAAUCAACAUCAAAAUGGGCAGAAAACCAGAAGAUUUGGAGCACUCCAGUUCGACUGUUUUCGAGCAGUUUUUUACCACUUUGGCAGGAGCUGCACCUUCUGUUCAAAAUCUCGAAAUCUACGCAAUCGGCAAGAGCAAAGCUUUUCUGAGAUACGACUUACCAAAGGAAAUGAGAGGGGUUCCGUCGAACAUAAAAGUUGAUAAAUGCAAUGCUUUGUCAUUUAAAAAAUGCAAACCGAUAUUUAUGCCGGUGGAGCAUUGCACAAUUUGGCCCGAGAAAUAUUGCAUAAAAAUGAGCAACUUGCUUGAACAUCAGCAAUAUAACUUUAAAGUCAGUUUGAAAAAUUAUAACACCGUAACUUACGGAAAGGAGGUAUCAGUGUCUGGAUACACCAAGGAAAAUGUACCAGGGUCACCGUCGAAUAUAUCGUAUCAAAUUGUGGAUUGCCAAAACCAAGCAGAUUAUUGUAAUAUUAAUGUAUCUUGGUUACAUCCGUACAACCAAAAUAGCACAAUAACUUCUUUUAUAAUUAAAAUGAAUGGUACAAAAAAUUUGAGUAAAACUGAUGAACACGAACAAAUAUCCGAAGUAUACAAAAUAAUCAACGACACUUACCUGCCCAAAUAUACUUACCAGAUUAAAUAUAUCCCAUACAGUACAACUUACGACUUAUCGGUCCAGUCAGUAAAUAAUGGAUUUAAAAGUGACGUGGCGCGAACUUCUAUCACCACAGACGACAUAGGAGACCAUAUAGAUCAAAGUCCUACAGUUGUGGCAAAAUGCGACCACACUGUAGUAUUCAAUUUGCCCGACCUGGACAGAAGGUUGGACCAUUAUGAACUAACAGUUGUAGUGCAGGAUGACAAAGAUGUCGAGGUGGAUCAAAAUUUGCCUGAGAAAGUCGUUGAAAAUUUGUGUAGGGAUACUGGAAACACGUGGAUCGCGAAGAAAAUAAAGGUAACCGACAACACAACGAAAACAAUAACAAUCGGAGAAGCAGACGAGUUGGAUAAAAUCUCAAAAGUGAACAAUAAACCUCUAACUCCAAACUCAAGAUAUUGUUUUGUAUUCAUUAUAACAAAUAGUUACAGAAACAGUGAGCACGACGUUGUUUACAGCGAAACCACUUCGACUGCCAGCUGCGUUAAAGAAGCUGGGGUAGUUUCAAAUUCUAGUCCAAAAAGCAAAUAUGCUCUGUUAUUGCUUUUGCUGAUAAUACCUGUUGGAUUUUUAGUGUACUGGUACAUAAAAAGAAGACGAAGGCCAACUGUCAAAGAUAAUCAAGAAAACGUGUACGAAUCUCUGCCGUUCGAAGAAUGCGAAGAUAAUAGUGUUAAUAAUAUGAAUUACGACACAUUGUUGCAUAAAUAAAAAUGUUAGCCAUAUAGUUUAAAUACCUGUACUUAUCUUGUCUGUGAUAACAUUUAUACUAAUUGAUAAUUUUAUGUGUCAAAAUUUUGUGUAUACUUAAUUUUUCUUGCGAAACGAAGUGUAAAAAACACCACAACCCAACCCUGCCUACUUAGUUUCAUCAUGCUUAAUCUCAUUUAUUAUAAAGACUAAUUAUGUUUUAAUAAUUAAUAGUUUAAAUAAACCCUAUAAAAAUU
Molecule: messenger RNA, 3547 nt
Organism: Brassicogethes aeneus
Lineage: Eukaryota; Metazoa; Arthropoda; Insecta; Coleoptera; Nitidulidae
Source: the annotation of a GenBank genome assembly